Molecule: messenger RNA, 1002 nt
Organism: Protopolystoma xenopodis
Lineage: Eukaryota; Metazoa; Platyhelminthes; Monogenea; Polystomatidea; Polystomatidae
Source: the annotation of a GenBank genome assembly
UGUCUGACCGCAGAAAUCUCUCCUUUCUGUCCCAGAAUCUUUCGUCAACCCACACCUCCGCGCCCAUCAACUCGGCAUCGCUGUUUAUCUACACGGCCGCUCUCGGAACGUCAAAUCUCCAUCCAACGCACACCACUACAUAGGACUGCAUCUUCACUGCAGCCGACAAUCAACGAUAGCUUCAUUUCUUCCAGUAGGGACUUGCCUUCCAACCAAUCUAGCCCGCACCCAGAAUUCCUAACUUCCACUUGGUGUAGCUUUACGGGGCCUGCAGAUGUUCUAACUACUGAACGCUGCUCUCUUUCCAUCGAUCCACUCAGCCCCCCUACGCCUGCUGCCUUGACAACCAUCCCAGGAUUAAAGCCGUUUCCGUCUUCCCAAAUUAUAAACGAACCCUUUUCCUCUACUAGAUACCCGAGCUUCACUAUUGAGCAUAAAAGUUUUAGUUUAUCCUCCUCUUUGGUACCAGUCGACACGAGACCCUCACUCCCCUCCGAACAACAUAACCUCCGUCUUGAGCUAAGGCUGACUCCAACACCUCUUUCCUUCCGCAAUGCUCAUGCUCCAUACAAGGACCAGCUCUCACCCAAACGGAUUACUUCCACUACUGCUGCUACCUGUCCGAAUCCUAAAUCUCAGUCAGAUUCCUUGUCAACCCGUUUGGCUGAGUUAGUAACACGAGAUUUCCAUACUACAGGGCUUGCUGGGUUCGAUUCUGGUGGUCGGGAUGUCCUUAAUGAAUGUGAUCAAGCUGUCUCAGCAUCUAUUCAAACUACUGCAGCCCCGACGCUACCUGCCUCACGCCAUUCCGUUCCUACCGGCGAACUCUUAUUUCCUGCAAGACCGACACCUCGUCAGCCAUCAUUGGAUCGAUUGCAUUCUGGACCAUUCGAAUGGGCUAGAAUCAUUCGAAUAGGUGGUAUUUCCUAUCUCCUUUUAAAGGAUUUGGCCCAAGGUGGUUCUUCUACAGUUUCCCGGUCUCCCUUCUUCAUUUGGCUCUAA